Messenger RNA from Aspergillus candidus, 2252 nucleotides. RefSeq names its product phosphatidylserine decarboxylase 1. The record is from RefSeq and is a predicted model, not a curated record. The transcript has a single exon. Bases 151 to 1851 code for a protein of 566 amino acids. Gene Ontology annotation, molecular function: phosphatidylserine decarboxylase activity. Gene Ontology annotation, biological process: phosphatidylethanolamine biosynthetic process. Gene Ontology annotation, cellular component: mitochondrion. Lineage: Eukaryota; Fungi; Ascomycota; Eurotiomycetes; Eurotiales; Aspergillaceae.
GCCCGUUGCUGCGACUUAUUCUCGUUGUGCAUGUCGAUCCGUCAUUUCUUCGAAUCAAAUCCGUCCCAACAGCUUUCUCCACCGGGUAUGAUGUCCCGGCACUGAUUCCUGGUCUUUUCCUUCCCUCCCCUCCCUUCCCCUCCCCCGAUCAUGUCCGCGUGCCUCUCCGCCCGUUCGCUACUUCUUCGACGCUACCCUCCUGCUGUCGUCCCAUCCGGGGUGCGAUCCGGUUCAGUGAAGAUGGUAUCUUCCUACACCAGCUCCGCCUCCGGGGAACGCAAAGCGACCACCGUGAGGCACUUCUCGACGUCCUGGAAAUCCGACCAUCAACAACAACAACACAACCGCCAACACCAGCAAUAUCAGCAGCAGCAGCAAUACUACCAGAACUACAAGUCACGCGGGAACUUUGGCUCCCGCCUCCGCUUUGCCCUCCGCACCACCAAGGUCGAAUGGUACCCGAUCCCCAUCGGCCUGGGUAUUGGUCUGCUCGGCAUCCUCCAAUUUUACAAAUCACAACGGGCUGAGCGGGAACGGCGCAUCCGCGAGGAGGAGGGCGAGGGCUAUGAGUUCUCCAAGCCGCCGCCGCGGCAGCGCAUCCGGCCCAGCGGACCAUGGCAGGUACAGAUCAUGUCGACGCUGCCGCUCAAGGCCAUCUCGCGACUCUGGGGCCGCUUCAACGAGCUGCCGCUCCCAUAUUAUUUGCGCGUGCCGGGCUUCAAGCUGUACUCGUGGGCGUUUGGCGUCAACCUGGAUGAAGUUGCCGAGCCCGACCUGCACACCUACCCCAACCUGGCCGCCUUCUUCUACCGCAAGCUCAAGCCCGGCGUGCGUCCGCUCGACCCGGACCCGCGCGCCAUCCUGUCUCCGUCAGACGGACGCAUCCUGCAGUUCGGGUUGAUCGAGCGCGGGGAAGUCGAGCAGGUCAAGGGCGUGACGUACAGCUUGGACGCGCUUCUGGGCGCCGCCACGCCGUCCCGCGCCGACCACACCAAGAAGUUCUCGGACCACCAGGCGGAGCCGCCCCAGAAGGACGCGGCCGACAUGCUGGCCGACGAGGAAUUCGCCCAGAUGAACGGCAUCUCGUACACCCUCCCGGCCCUCCUGGCUGGUGAUUCCCACGGCGCCCGCAAACGCUCCGCCUCGAUGGACGCGUCGACCGAGCCCCGCGCGGCCGCCGAAGCGGAAGUCCGCGAGGAUCUCGCCCGCGGCGACGGCACGCCGUGGUACGCCCCGCAGCCGGCCACCAACAACGCUCUCUACUACGUGGUCAUCUACCUCGCACCCGGCGACUACCACCGGUUCCACUCGCCCGUGUCGUGGGUGGUCGAGAGCCGGCGCCACUUCGCCGGCGAGCUCUACUCGGUGUCGCCCUACCUGCAGAAACAUCUUCCGGGGCUGUUCACGCUCAACGAGCGCGUCGUCCUGCUCGGCCGCUGGCGCUGGGGUUUCUUCAGCUACACGCCCGUCGGCGCCACCAACGUCGGAUCCAUCAAGGUCAACUUCGACUCCGAGCUGCGUACUAACAGCCUGACGACCGACACCGCCGCCGACAUGGCCGCCCUCCUGGCCGCCAAGCGCGGCGAGCAGUACCCUGGCUUCGUGGAGGCCACUUACCUGCACGCGAGCCGCACCCUCGGCGGCCACCCGCUGCAGCGGGGUGAGGAAAUGGGCGGGUUCCAGCUGGGUAGCUCCAUCGUGCUCGUCUUUGAGGCCCCUAUGGGCCAUCGCCGCUCCUUCGAACAGGGCUGGGACGGCGGUGAGCGCGAGGGCGGCUGGAACUGGGCUAUUGAGAAGGGACAGACGGUUCGGGUUGGAGAGAAGCUGGGGUAUGUUGAUAUCAAGCAGUGAUCUUCAUCCCACUAUCUCCCCAGGUUGCCUCCAAAUCAUGACGACGGAUGUAAUGGAACAACAACAACAACAAAAAAAAAAGCAGAACGAUGAUAUGCACUUUUCAUUCUUCUUGAUCGGUCGAUAUCCAUGUUUUUCUUAUCAUUUUCCUUCUCCCACUGGACAGCAUGGAAAGAAUAAGGAUGAAUGGAUAGUCGAUCGAUCAAGUUCAACAAACAAGGAUACGGAACCUACCUAUUCAACAUAAUACUUAGUAUUGCAUAGGGCGUUCAUGGGAGCGGUUUUUUUCUUCUUUCGUUUCUCUAUUCGUCUUUUUCUCUCCUGUUUCUUAUUAUUUAUUAUGAUAUUUUUAUAAAUAUACCAUUGAUCGUGUAUUAGUUACUAUUUAUUUACUGGGUUAU